UGAGUAUGGCGUCCAGGGAUCCUGUACCCAGAUGUGACAUCUAAAUCAGAUGAUAAAAGAGGGGGUGGAGAGCAGCCCUGAACCUGAAGAUGAGGCGCCUGUCACGAAGACAAGCCCUGAGCUUGGUGAGGGAGCUGGACGCCUUCCCCAAAGUGUCCGACAGCUACGUGGAGACCUCGGCCUCCGGGGGAACAGUGUCGCUGAUCGCUUUCGGCGCCAUGGCACUUCUGGCUAUCUUCGAAUUCUUUGUCUAUAGAGACACUUGGAUGAAGUAUGAAUAUGAAGUUGACAAGGAUUUUUCCAGCAAAUUGAGGAUAAACAUCGACAUUACAGUUGCCAUGCAAUGCCAGCACAUUGGAGCAGAUAUUCUGGACCUGGCUGAGACCAUGAUCACGUCCAGCGGCCUCCAGUACGAACCGGUUAUUUUUGAACUGACUGCACAACAGAGACUGUGGCAAAGGACGUUGAUUCUCAUACAGAACAGGCUGAGAGAAGAACAUGCCCUUCAGGAAGUCCUUUACAAAUCUCUCCUCAAAGGAGGUCCCACGGCUCUGCCCCCACGGGAGGAUGCCUCUAUAGAGCCAUUCAAUGCUUGUAGGGUAAACGGGCACGUCUACGUCAACAAGGUGGCAGGAAACCUGCACAUCACCGUGGGAAAGCCCAUUCACCAUCCUCAAGGUCAUGCCCACAUUGCAGCUUUUGUGAGCCACAAGACGUACAACUUCUCCCAUCGAAUGGACCAUUUAUCUUUUGGGGAGGAGAUACCGGGCAUCAUCAAUCCUCUGGACGGCACAGAGAAAAUCACCUUCAACAAUAACCAGAUGUUCCAGUACUUCAUCACAGUGGUUCCAACCAGACUGAAUACGUACAAGAUAUCUGCAGACACACACCAGUUUUCUGUGACCGAGCGGGAGCGGGCGAUAAACCAUGCAGCGGGCAGUCACGGCGUCUCAGGCAUCUUCGUCAAGUACGACACCUGCGCUCUGAUGGUGACGGUCAGCGAGCAGCAUAUGCCGCUGUGGCAGUUCCUGGUGCGACUGUGCGGCAUCAUCGGGGGUAUAUUCUCCACGACAGGCAUGCUCCAUGGGCUUGUUGGCUUCUGCUUUGACCUUAUCGGCUGUCGCCUUAAACUUGGAGUCUACAGGCCCAGAGAGGAUGAGCAGCUACACGACCAGAUGAACAAUCUCAACAAUCACCAGACUCCUUUGUUGGCCGACGAUGUCCCUCAGGAGUAGCUGCUUUCAGGCUUUUGGCCAUCGUCAAACGUCAUAAUACGUCAUAAAAUUGUGUUUUUUUUCUACUGAGAAAGGUAAAGCUGUCUGUUGAACACUGUGGUGUCUACUUUAAAAAUAGUAAAGUUCACAUCAGCUCAUUGUGCGAAGACUACAUCUACAAAUGCAGGCAUACUUGUGUUUU
This is a messenger RNA of Cyclopterus lumpus (lumpfish), 1416 nucleotides long. RefSeq names its product endoplasmic reticulum-Golgi intermediate compartment protein 2-like. Gene Ontology annotation, cellular component: endoplasmic reticulum; membrane; COPII-coated ER to Golgi transport vesicle. Lineage: Eukaryota; Metazoa; Chordata; Actinopteri; Perciformes; Cyclopteridae. The record is from RefSeq and is a predicted model, not a curated record. Gene Ontology annotation, biological process: endoplasmic reticulum to Golgi vesicle-mediated transport; retrograde vesicle-mediated transport, Golgi to endoplasmic reticulum. The transcript has 14 exons. The coding region runs from base 90 to 1235 and encodes 381 amino acids.